CCUUCUGUUAUACCUUUGUUCAAACAAAAUUAACUUAGCUUACUCCCAUAAUUAUUAAUACAAAACUGCGAUUUAGAAGGCGGACAAGCUAGCAAUUAUGUUUCAGCUUAUAAACAAUUUAUUAUGUGUACAUUUAAUAAACGUGAAUCCACCCAGUUCUUCUUCACCAAGGGUCAGCGCGAGUCGGUCAAACUCAACUACUGCGGUCAUAGCUACGUCAAGUUCAUGGAGAAUGGCCGCGGCACCAAGUGGAUCUGUGCCACGCGUUCCACCACCAAGUGCCGUGCUCGCAUCCGUACCACCAAAAACAACUACCUGGAGGUACUGUAUGCGUCCCACAACCACGGUUUUCCGCCACAGAAGAAGGAUCGGGGUAGAGUCAGCCAAAGGACGGGAUCCAAAAUGUAACUAAGAGUGUAAUGUGACUAUAGCCAACUUCCCCUACUAUGCCAUUUCGAUAGUUUACUAAACACUUGAAGCCUCCUCUAAAACAGCUUGACUUUGAAACUAUAUAUUGAAAAAAAAGUGAGACAACCCCAACCAAUUUGCUAUCACCAACCCAAUCCUAAACAAAUGUGUUAGGGGUCAUCUGUCUAAUGGAUGUAGCCAUAUUUCCUUCCAUUGACCAAGCUCAAAGUUUGAUAGAUACUUAGAUUGGCAAACAAUAUUUCCUAUCUCCAAAUCUGCAAGGAACAAAAUAUACUUACAUGGACAGACUUUAAAAAACAAGUUCAACAUAAUGAGGGCCAAAAAAGUGUGCUAAUGAAACACUUUAUUUUUCAUGCUUAAGUUCUCUUACAUAAAGUGCAUACUGUAAAAUAGGAAAUGAAGUUAAAUUUUUCGAGAGGU
Drosophila simulans is the source of this 849-nucleotide messenger RNA. RefSeq lists its product as uncharacterized. NCBI's taxonomy places the organism in Eukaryota, Metazoa, Arthropoda, Insecta, Diptera, Drosophilidae. The record is from RefSeq and is a predicted model, not a curated record. Bases 124 to 408 code for a protein of 94 amino acids. The transcript is spliced from 2 exons.